Messenger RNA from Chlorella variabilis, 3501 nucleotides. RefSeq lists its product as hypothetical. The transcript is spliced from 11 exons. NCBI's taxonomy places the organism in Eukaryota, Viridiplantae, Chlorophyta, Trebouxiophyceae, Chlorellales, Chlorellaceae. The coding region runs from base 1 to 3501 and encodes 1166 amino acids. The record is from RefSeq and is a predicted model, not a curated record.
AUGGACGACUUUGUGCGCUGCGCCGCGCUGCUGGCGUCGCCCGCCACGGAUCCGGCGCUGCGGGCGCAGGCCGACGCCUGGCUGGCGGCCUUCCGCCUGGAGCCCGCGGCGUGGGCGGCUGCGCUGGGCGUGCUGCGCAGCGCUGGCGUGCCUCCCGAGGUCCGCCUGCAGGCCGCCUCCCUGCUGGCGUGGAAGGUAAAGAGGCAGCUGGGGCAGCUGCAGCCCGUGGAGCGGCAGGCGGAGCUGGCUGAGGCGCUGGCGGGGCUGGCGGAGGCGGCGCCGGCGCCGCCGCCCGGCCAGGCGCGCGACCCGGCUGUGCGCUGCGUGUGCGUGGCUCUGGCCAACCUGGCCAUCCAGUGCAGCGGCUGGGUGCGCCCGCUGGACACCCUGGGCCCGCGGCUGAGCCGGGAGCGCAUGCUUGAGUUCCUCACGCUGCUGCCACAAGAGUGCGAGGAUGCGGCGGCGGCGGCGCAGGCGGCGUCUGCUGAGGUGGCGUGGGGCCUCAAGGCGCGAGCCCACAAGUGGAGCCCCGAGGUCGCCGCCUGGCUGCACGCCCUGCACAGCAGCAGCGGCGCCGCCGCCGCCGCCAGCCCAGGGGCCGCCCAGGGACCGCCCAGCCCGCACCAGCACUCCCCCGCGGCGGCGCAGCAGCGGGAGGAGUGGGAGGCGCUCACGCUGGCCGUGCUGGGCUGCUUCGGCGCGUGGGUCAAGUGGGGCUGCCUGCAGUAUGUGGCCCCCCACCAUGCCGCCUACUUUGCCUCCCUGGCCGGGGAGCUGCUGUUUGCCGGCGACCCCGCCCGCGGCCUGCCCUUCAGCCCCACCUGCCUGCCCGCGGCGGUGGAUGCGGCCAGCGAAAUCAUCGAGCAUGCCACAGAGGAGCUGCAGCCGCUGCUGGUGCAGCUGGCGGCGGCGCUGCCGGCGCGCGCGGCGGCUCUGGCUGCCGCCGGCGGCGGGGCGGCUGCCGAGGAGCUGAGCCACGUCUUCUCCCUGUUUGUGGGCACCCACGCGCCGCUGUGCGCGGCGUCUGGGCCGCAGGGGCGGGCGCUGCGCCAGGGCCUGCUGCAGCUGCUGGCGCUGCCCGUCGAGCCAGGCGGCGACGGCGGCGGCGCCGCGCUGCCCGCCAUGGGUGCCCUGUCAGACCUGCUGGAGCAGCUGGCGGCGGCGCGGGGGCGGCACGGCGGCGGCGGGGCGUGGGGCGAGGGCGCUGGGGAGGCCGGGGACGCCGCCGGCGGCAGCCUGGAUGGCGCCGACAGGCCCAUGGGCCCCCAGGAGCAGGCCUGCUUUGCUGCCUCUGCGCUGGAGGUUCUGCUGGCGCAGGUGGCGCCGCACGCGGCAGCCUUCCAGUCGCCGCCGCCGGCAGGGGCGGGCGGCACGGCGCCGGCGCAGCGCGGCACGCACAGCCCCGAGGGCGUGCCUCACGCGUUGCGCGGCGAGGCGGCCGCCGUGGUUGAUGUGCUGGGCGACCUGCUGGGCGCUGACGUGGCGCUGACGGCGCUGGCUGCGCAUGCCGAGACAGCGGCGGCGCGCCACGGCCCCGCCAGCCUGCCCGCCCAGGCCGCCUUGGACGCCUGCCUGCACGUUUUGGACGGCAUGAGCGGGCUGCUGGACACGAGCUGUGCAGAACGCGGCGCGGGGGACCCGCCGCCUGGCUGGCUGGCAGGCUUGCUGCGCCUGUAUGCUCUGGUGCCCGAGGCAGGCGGCAGCAGCGGGGCCCCCCUCACCAUCCUCCACGCCGACCUGCUGGCCAGCUGGGCAUCGCUGGGCCGCCUCGUCAUGCCUCUGCUGCAGGCCUCGCACCAGCACCAGCAGCAGGAGGCGGUGCUUCAGCUGGUGGUGGGCCAGUCGCUGCGCGCGCUUUCCAGCCAGCACAGGACGGCCGACGUGGCGCCGGGCAGCACCGAGGAUGUGGUGGAGCGCGGCGCCGCGGCGCUGCGCACGCUGUGCAGCUCCGCCGCUGCCUGCGGCAUGCCCACCACGCCUCAGCUGCUGGCGGCGGUGCAGCAGGGCAUGGCGGCGCUGCAGGCGUCUCCACAGUACCAGCAGUACCAGGAGGCACAUUGCCACUUGGUGGCGGGCCUGGUGCAUGCACUGCACGGUAUCCCACCCGGCGACCGCCAGCUGCAGGCCCAGGCGGAAGCUGCGGUACGCCAGCACGUGCUGGAGCCUCUGGCGGCGGCGCUGGGGGAGGCAGGGGCCGCGCUGGCAGCAUCGCCGGGCCCCCAGCACCUGCAGCAGCUGCGCGGCGCGCUGUGGCGCCUGCACGCCCGCCUGCGCCAGCUCCAGGCCCUGCUCAACUCCCUAGAAUCCUAUGAGGAGGGCGACGGCGGCAGCCUGAGGGGCGCGGAAGUUUCGCUGGGCGUGAGGCAGGCAGCACUGGCCACGCUGCUGGCCUGCUGGCCGCGGCUGGGCGAGGUGUGCCGGUGGCAGAGGCAGGCGGCGGCGGCGGCGGCGGCGGCGCCAGCUGGCGCCAGCCUGGCGUCCGUGCGGCGAGAGCUGCUCCAGGAGGUGGCGCACUGCCUGUCCAGUGCCAUGGCUCUCGACCCGGCAGCCUUCCAGCAGGCGCUGCCGUCCUUUGCAGAGACCGCCGCCGCCUGCUGCUUUCAGCCGGGUGGCGGCGCGCUGCUGCGUCAUCUGCAGCAGGCUGUGGAGGCGUACGGCCCCCUGCCGCACCUCCAGCCGCCGCUGCUGGGCACCGUGCGGGCCAUGCUGGGGGCGCCGCAGGCGCGCGCGCUGGCGGCGUUGCGUGGCGGCGACGCCGACCCCGAGGCCACCCAGGCGCUGCUGUCCCUGCUGGGGUGCUGCAUGCGGCAGGCAGCCCAGUGGCGGCAGCUGGCUCCCGGCGCGGGGGCAGAGGUGGAGGCGGUGCUGAGCCUGGGGCUGCCGCUGGCGGCAGCCAACGCGGCGUGCCACCACCGCGACGCCUCCCACGCGGCGCUGGGCGCGCUGACCGCGCUGCUGGCGCUGCUGCUUGACCGGCGCAGCCCGCUGCACGGCGCGCUGCUGGGCUUUGCGCGGCGGCAGGGGGCGCUGCUGGUGCAGGGGCUGCUGCUGGCGCUGCUCUCCCUCAACUCCGCUUCGCACCUGCCCAAGGUGGUGAGCCUGAUGAGCGACAUGGCGCUGCUGGCGGCUUCCCUGGCCAUCGCACAGCAGCAGCAGCAGCAGCAGCAGCAGGGCGGCGGCGCCCCCACCGCAGAAUCGGUCUGCUCAGCGGCGGGCAGCCAGCUGGGGUGCUGGCUGGGCGAGGCGCGCGCGGCUGUGACCCAGAGCGGCGCUCUGUCAGAGGAAGCCAUGGCGGCGCUGCUGGCGCAGUGGCAGUGGCAGCCGGUGCUGCAGCAGGCGGCGGCGCAGCUGACGCAGCAGCGGGGCGUGGGCGGGGCCAACGGCGGCGGCGCCAGCAUGGCGGAAGUGCGGCGCGGCAUGCAGCGCUCGCUGCGCCAGCUGGCAGACCUGAUGCGGCGCAGCGGCGGCCAGUACCCGCAGCAGGGGGUGCCUCUGUGCUGA